AGAUCAGCCUCUAACGCGGACUGCCAGCUAUCAGCCGAAGACUCGGGAUAAAGUCACAGAUAACAGACCUCUAAUAGCAGCAUGAAGUGUAAGGAGGAGGAAGGUCUGGAUGACCAGCAGGUCUGGAUCCAGCAGGAAAACUCCAGUCUGGACCAGGAGGACCCAGAGGCCCCACGGAUAAAAGAGGAACAGGAAGAAAUCUCCACCAAUCAGGGAGAGGGAGAGCAGCUUAAACUGAAGGAGGAGGCCGAAAGUGAGGAUGAACAACUCAAACUCAGUGAUGAUAUGUGGAAACCUGAAAUAAACUUACACAGCACAGAUUUUCCAUAUCAACAUGUCUGUAAGGAUGAAGAGGAUUUCACAGACCAGCAGAUGGAUAACAAGGAGAAGAGCCACAUUAUGAACCAGGAGGAUCCAGGGACUCUGCAGAUUAAAGAAGAACACGAGGAACUCUACACCAGCAAGGAGGGAGAGCAGCUCGUAUUGAAGCAGGAGACUGAAACCUUUCUUGUAACUCUUGGUUAUGAUGGAGGUGACCACAGUGAUUCAGAGCCACACAGUGAUCAGCUCCUUUCUCACAGCUCUCCUGAACCAGAGAGUCAAGAUCAGGAAAAAAGUAAGCACAUCAACUCAGAAUCAACUCGAUAUGUGGAGCUGAAUAAGAAGACAUAUGACACGAAUAACAGUAACAGAGUGGAAAAUUCUCCAUUGUCAGAGACUCAGUGUAAAUCUGAAAUAAGUAAAAAGUCUGCAAAAUGUGAGAUUUGUGGAAAAACCUUUCAUGAUAAAUCCAACCUAACGAGACAUCUGAGAUCACACACAGGUGAGAAACCUUAUUCUUGUACCACCUGCGGGAAAGGAUUCAGUAGGAAAUCAGGAUUGGAGACUCACGUAAGAAUCCACACAGAUGAGAAGCCAUAUUGUUGUAACACUUGUGGAAAAAGAUGUAGUCAGAUGAUACAUUUGAAAAAUCACAUUAGAAUCCACACAGGUGAGAAACCAUAUUCUUGUAAUACCUGCGGAAAAAGUUUCAGUCAGCUAAUUAACCUUAAAACUCACAUGAGAAUUCACACAGGUGAGAAGCCAUAUUCUUGUACCAUCUGUGGAAAAGAGUUUUGUGCUUUGUCAGCAUUCAACAGACAUAUGCGAAUUCACACAGAUGAUAAGCCACAUUGUUGUAGCACCUGUGGGAAAAGAUUUAGAGACCAAUCGACAUUCAAAAAACACAUGACAAUUCAUACAGGUGAGAAGCCUUAUUCUUGCAUCACCUGUGGAAAAAGAUUUGGUCAUAAACCAACAAUGGAAAGACAUCAGAGAAGUCACACAGGUGAGAAACUACAUUCUUGUAGUACCUGUGGAAAAGGAUUCAGUCAGAUGAUAAACUUGAAAAUUCAUAUGAGAAUUCACACAGGUGAGAAGCCACAUUGUUGUAGCACCUGUGGGAAAAGAUUCAUUCAGAUGAUACACUUGAAAAGACACAUGAGAUUUCACACAAGUUGAAAAUUUCACAUAAAAUCUGGAAUAGCUGUUAGUUGUAAAAGUGGGUUUAUGACAGGGCCAAUACAGG
This is a messenger RNA of Pundamilia nyererei, 1567 nucleotides long. Its product is annotated as zinc finger protein 501-like. Gene Ontology annotation, cellular component: chromatin; PcG protein complex; transcription regulator complex. Lineage: Eukaryota; Metazoa; Chordata; Actinopteri; Cichliformes; Cichlidae. The transcript has 3 exons. The record is from RefSeq and is a predicted model, not a curated record. Gene Ontology annotation, biological process: regulation of transcription by RNA polymerase II. Gene Ontology annotation, molecular function: DNA-binding transcription factor activity, RNA polymerase II-specific; RNA polymerase II cis-regulatory region sequence-specific DNA binding. Bases 82 to 1500 code for a protein of 472 amino acids.